GUGUUUACGGUAGUGCGGGUGGCGUUUGGGAUGCUGAAGUCAGACCAUGUGACUGUGCCGACGGCAAAGACCUCCCGUCUGCUUCUCCGCAACACCACAGACCCGGGCCCCGUACCGGCACCGAGCCCGGUGGGAUGGAGAACAAACCCGCAUCCAACCCGGCCAAGCCGCGGGAGUUGACUCAGAACCCCCUGAAGAAAAUUUGGAUGCCGUAUAAAAAUGGCCUUCCAGAAAAACACACCUCUCAAAGAAAGGUAUGUAUGACAAACUGUCCCACCCUGAUCGUGACGGUGGGCCUCCCUGCCAGAGGCAAGACGUACAUCUCCAAGAAGCUGACCCGCUAUCUCAACUGGAUCGGAGUUCCCACCAGAGAGUUCAACGUGGGACAGUACCGGAGAGAUUACAUGAAGAUCUACAAGUCCUUUGAGUUCUUCCGACCAGACAACGAGGAAGGACUGAAGAUCAGACAACACUGUGCCUCGGCCGCGCUGAACGACGUGCGACAGUACCUGUCCGAUGAAGGUGGACAAGUGGCGGUUUUCGAUGCGACCAACACGACCAGAGAGAGGAGGAUGACCAUCUUCCAGUUUGCUAAACAGAAUGGCUUUAAGGUAUUUUUCGUGGAGUCUGUCUGUGAAGACCCCCAUGUCAUACAGGAGAACAUUGUGCAAGUGAAGCUGGGCAGCCCCGACUACACCAACUGUAACACGGAGGAGGCGGUGUCGGACUUCAUGAAGAGGAUACAGUGUUAUGAGAACUCCUACCAGACCCUGGAUGAAGUUCUGGACAGGGACCUGUCCUACAUUAAGAUCAUGGACGUGGGUCGGCGCUACCUGGUGAACCGGGUGCUGGACCACAUCCAGAGCCGGAUCGUCUACUACCUGAUGAACAUCCACAUCACGCCUCGCAGUAUCUACCUGUGUCGCCAUGGGGAGAGCGAGCUCAACAUCAAGGGCCGCAUCGGGGGUGACUCAGGCCUCUCUGCCCGGGGGAAAGAGUUUGCCAAGCUGCUGAGCCAGUUCAUCGCGGCGCAGGGCAUCAGUGAUCUGAAGGUGUGGACCAGCCAGAUGAAGAGGACCAUCCAGACGGCCGAGGCCCUCGACGUCCCCUACGAACAGUGGAAGGUCCUCAACGAGAUCGAUGCAGGUGUGUGUGAGGAGAUGAUGUAUGAGGAGAUCCAGGAGAGCCAUCCUCUGGAGUUUGCCCUGAGGGACCAGGACAAAUACCGUUACCGCUACCCUAAAGGAGAGUCCUAUGAAGACCUGGUGCAGCGUCUGGAGCCGGCCAUCAUGGAGCUGGAGAGGCAGGAGAACGUUCUGGUGAUCUGUCACCAGGCCGUCAUGCGCUGCCUGCUCGCCUACUUUCUGGACAAGACGGCAGAAGAGUUGCCAUACCUGAAGUGCCCGCUGCACACUGUGCUCAAACUAACACCAGUUGCCUACGGUUGUAAGGUGGAGUCAAUCUGCCUCAGUGCGGAGGCAGUCAACACCCACAGAGAGAGACCAGAGAACGUAGAGGUGUCGCGGAGGUCAAAGGAGGCUUUGCUUACAGUGCCAGCUCACCAGUGACAAAUGUAAAUGUCCAUCGUACAACUGAAGACGCCUUGAGGACCCUCCCUGAUCACUUCUGAUGGGACCCCUCUGAUUGUUGGGGGUUAACGCUCAGCCCUACCGUCCCCUCUCGCCCCCACACCACCACAGCCUGCCACAACCGGCAUCGAACGUGACCCUCUGGUCCGCGUGGCCCUCCCUCCUCCUCCACAACACCCCUUCCACUGCUUUUAAAAAUACGUUUUGGUGAAGGAAAGCUCUGAAGAACACGGUGCGCUACCCCUGAGAAAGGUUCUGGACCUCACCGAAGCUCGCCUUGAGUUAAACAGGAACGGCGGAUAGUGUCUUGACACUUUUGUCUGAAGGUUAAUUUAACAGUUUGUACUGCGACAUGUUUCUUGUUCACUGACUCGUGUGAUUUCUACUGAAAUUGAUGUUCAUAACAAUCAGGAAGAUGUUUCUGAUGUGUUUAAGGUUUUAAACCUACAGUCAAAAUUGCUAUAGACCAGUAGUCCUAUAGUUUGACUGCAGUGAUUCCAAUGUGAAAACUAAUUAAUAUAUAUUUGAAUGGAUUUUAUGAGAACAUGAAUACUGCACAGCUACCGAUGUCCAUCCUGUUCCUUUAAUGGAGGUGGAAUUUGAGGAUCCAACUGAAUGAAUGAAUGAAUUCAAACACAUGGAUAUUGCCUUUCACGUCGUUUUUGUAAAGAACUCAUCCAUAUUCCUAAAGGCAUUUUAAAUUUUCUGAAGGAGCUGACCUGUUGCUUUCAAUGUAGAUUGAUGUGUUUAAAUGUAUGCCCUGACCUCAUGCAACAUAAUAAAGUGAUAUUUUUGUAUACGCAG
Molecule: messenger RNA, 2393 nt
Organism: Gadus morhua (Atlantic cod)
Lineage: Eukaryota; Metazoa; Chordata; Actinopteri; Gadiformes; Gadidae
Gene: pfkfb4a
Product: 6-phosphofructo-2-kinase/fructose-2,6-biphosphatase 4a
Exons: 15
Coding region: 135-1568 (477 amino acids)
Biological process (GO): fructose 2,6-bisphosphate metabolic process; fructose metabolic process
Cellular component (GO): cytosol
Molecular function (GO): ATP binding; fructose-2,6-bisphosphate 2-phosphatase activity; 6-phosphofructo-2-kinase activity
Source: RefSeq, a predicted model, not a curated record